Messenger RNA from Nasonia vitripennis (jewel wasp), 2643 nucleotides. RefSeq names its product ADP-ribosylation factor-like protein 8B-A (gene Arl8). Lineage: Eukaryota; Metazoa; Arthropoda; Insecta; Hymenoptera; Pteromalidae. The transcript is spliced from 3 exons. The coding region runs from base 1010 to 1570 and encodes 186 amino acids. Gene Ontology annotation, molecular function: GTPase activity; GTP binding. Gene Ontology annotation, biological process: protein transport; anterograde axonal transport. Gene Ontology annotation, cellular component: lysosomal membrane. The record is from RefSeq and is a predicted model, not a curated record.
CAUGCAAAAUACUUUGAAAUAUUCGAAAUCAACGAUUCUAUAACUUUAAGUUUUUCUGACACUAUUAUUAUAACGGAUAAUUUUAAUCUUUAUUUUGUAAUUUAAAAUGCUGUGUUACAGAUUUUUAAUCUAACCAAUCAGGAUUUUAAUUAUCCAGUACCGGCAGUCUGCAUUCACAUAAUGCACACCGUGAGGAGUCGUGUACUCCUAGAAAUAGAAUAUUUCUCCCCGAGUGGUGUAUACGUAACAUUUCACAUUUAAGUUUUAUUAUGCAACUCUAUUUCAUCUUGGAGUCAGGGAUAAAUUGCUCACCUGCCUCGCGAUUGUUCUCUUUUCAACAUUCCAAUAACUCGAUAAAAAAAUCUUUAUUCCUGACGUGUGCGUGACUUUUACAAAAACUCGCUGCAGAUUACGUUGUGCGCGGAGUCGUACCUUGCUAAAGUCAAUUUCAAAAGUACAGAAAUAAGAACAUUUUGAAUUUGAGGAAAAAGCUAUUCGACUUGACGAGACGCGUGACUGAAUUUUGUUCUCUAAAAAAUUCUUAUUUGCGUUUUCAAAAUAACCAGUCAGUUCCCGCGUCGAAAUCGUGGCAGUCUCGGAGCGUAAGCGACGGUCAUGUCGUCAUUACCUCGCCUAUUCUUGGCUAGCGAAUUGACCUACUCCAGUCUACACCCACACGUUCGUUGGUCCGGGCCGCAACAGUGAAGGCAUAUAGGCGAGAGAGCGAAGAACUGCUCCGAUCCGCGACGCGACAUAUAACGUAUAGCGCGCAGCAGUAUAGCCAAUAACACACCUCCCCUCCAGCGCGUUACAUGUCAAAGUCGGCGUAAAGAGUGUCCGCGCACCUGCAGAGUGCAGAGAGAGAGAUUGAGAGAGAGAGAGAGAGGAAGAGAAGAGCAACAUCAAGUCCGGCUGUGCUGUGGCUUGUUUGCUGCUUGGAAAGGAUUAAACGGACACUCGAUACGCGCGUAUCUCUUUCUCUUUGUGCACAGUAUAAUAAGCUGCCAAGAUGCUGGCGCUCAUCAACCGUAUCCUCGACUGGUUCAAGUCGCUCUUCUGGAAGGAGGAGAUGGAGCUGACCCUCGUCGGGCUCCAGUACAGCGGCAAGACCACCUUCGUCAACGUCAUCGCGUCUGGACAAUUCAGUGAAGACAUGAUUCCAACUGUAGGUUUCAACAUGCGUAAAAUUACAAAGGGCAAUGUAACCAUCAAAGUUUGGGACAUUGGUGGUCAGCCAAGAUUUAGAUCUAUGUGGGAACGCUAUUGCCGAGGUGUCAACGCUAUAGUUUAUAUGGUAGAUGCUGCUGACCCAGAGAAGAUUGAAGCAAGUCGCAAUGAGCUGCACAAUUUGUUAGAUAAGCCGCAACUUGCUGGAAUACCAGUAUUGGUAUUAGGAAAUAAAAGGGAUCUACCUCAUGCGUAUGAUGAAAAUGGGCUUAUAGAUAGAAUGAAUCUUUCGGCAAUUCAAGAUCGUGAGAUAUGCUGUUACAGCAUUUCGUGCAAAGAAAAAGACAAUAUAGACAUAACGUUGCAAUGGCUCAUAGCACAUUCAAAAAGCGGAGUUCGCUAAUAAUCAGCGGCGCUUACGGUGUCUUCAACAAAAAAAUAUAUAAAAGUCUGAGACAACUCAAAAAAAAAAAAAAAAAAAAAUUAAUAAUAUUAACAGAAUCGUUAUUGAUGAUUUGUGAGCAAGAGAAAAGGAACAUUCUUUAUGAUUCCAUACUGGAGUCAAGUCAUUAAAGUAGAUAAUUCCUUAUCCCUAAAAGCUUCAGUCCAACCGGAAUGAAUUGAUGUGUUGGAAAAGAUAUAUGAAGAUAUGAUUAAAAAAACUAUAACUACUACCAACUAAGCUUGCGCAUGAAGACUUUUUAUGCGACCUACGAGUUUAAGGCACAUUAAAUGCGAGCACGUAGCGUUAAGGAGGUGAAAUUUUUAUAUUUCUGUUUAUAAGUAUAUCGAACUUAGUGUAUCAGUAAAAUCUUCUUUUUCGCAACAAAUGUAUAAUGGAGUACAGGAGAUCAGAGUAGAAGAGGAGAUAAUUAGAGAUUCGACGGUAGCUAUUUGCAAAUACCAAAAUGAAUUUUUAAUGCAAAAUAUGUAUCACAAGCGUUCGCUGUUACGUACGCGGAUGCGUUCGUUCUUUUUCUACCGAUACUUCAAUUUUCACAAUCAACCUUGAACGUUUUAACAUAUCUGUAAUUUUUGAACCUUUUAAAAGCAUGUAUCGACGAAAUUUAUUUUCAUGGCUUUGGUUUGACAAGAAUUUCGCCCAGAAUUUAUACAGAAUAAACUUUUAUCUAGACACAGAUGAUGACAAUAAUUUAACUUGUAGGCCAUCAUGUAUGAUUAAUAUUUUUAAAGAAUUACGGAUUUGUUGAAAUGUAUUCUUAUUUGAGUAAAAUAAUGUAAGUUUGAAGUAGCGGUACUAAAAGGUAUGUAAUAUGCCUUCGGGAGCCUCUUAAUCGUAUGUCACUAGAGCAGCUAGGUAACGUGUUCACGUGACUUAGGAAGUAAAUCGCCGUAAAACCUUUAUGAUCUGCAAAAUGUCUUAAGACCGUUGUGUUGUGUAUAUACAUAUAUAUAUAUGAGAAAAAAUAAAAAAUUCUGUAGACCAUUUUUUCAAAUGGAAUAAUGAGAAACAAA